AUGGCCGAGAAAGCGCAGGCGACUAUCCUGUUCUACCUCAUGGCAAAGCCUGCGGGAGGCUUCCGCAACCUGGGCCUCAUCCCCGAGCUAGCGCGCGCUGGGGGGGGCAUCCGCAUCCCGCACGCGCGCCGCUGGGAGGCGGCCAACAAGAGAGCCCACGACUGGGCGCGCCGAGGGCGGUCCUCGGAGCGGGCUGCCUGGCUGCAAGCGCUGUACUGCGAGUCAGCGAGGGCAGAAGGAUACGAGUAUGCAGUGGCCUACUUCGACCUGGUCAAAAGCUUCGAGUGGGUCACGCACGGAAAGGUCUGGGAGGCGGCGAGGCGGUGGGACUUCAACCCCAUCGUCAUGCGGGUCGUCCCGCGCACCUACAGCAUGGCCAGGCGCAUCGUCCCAGACAGCAGCUACACCGACGGCAAGGCAUGGCAGCGAGGCAUCGUGGCAGGGAGCAGGGCGGGCACCUGCCUCUUCUUCGACGACCUCGCCAUGACCACGCACGGAGUGCGCGAGUUCGUGAGGCCCUUCCACCUGCUGCUCAUCGCGGCGGUGAUCCACAUGUUCGAGGAAAGACUGGACGUGGCAGUUUCGCGCGGCUCAGAGGGCAAGGCGGUCACCCUGGCCUCGUCCACCGAGCUUAGCACCAGCCUGAACGCCAGCUCCCGACGCCUGGGGGUACAAGUCGCCAAGCGCGAGAAGCACCCGGGCGUCACAACAGCAGCGGGCAGGAGAAGAAGGGUGACCGGCAUCAGCAAGCGGGCACUCAAAUUUGCAGCGAGGGCCUCACGGGUGGCAGCCGUGAGGCCGGCAGGAGGAGCAGCGCACAACAUCGUCAGGCACGCCAAGGUACCAGCGCUACUCUACGGAUCCUCAGUCGUCGGCAUGGCGGACAGCAAGCUGAAUGAGUUGAGGACGAGUGUGGCAAUGGCGAUGCAGGGCAACACGAAGGGGCGGUCCACACCGCUCACGCUGCUGAGCGACAACGUGGACCCUAGCAACCUGAUCAACAGCGGGCCCAUCCAAGCGUGGGCUACGGCGUGGCAGGAGGCGGCCCUCGACGAGCAAUUGGCGAACAGGGUUAGCAUGGCAUCGAGAACGUGGGCCAUGAAGCUCGCGCUGUGCAGGUCACCGUGGCUGACAGUAUGA
Messenger RNA from Prorocentrum cordatum, 1140 nucleotides. NCBI's taxonomy places the organism in Eukaryota, Dinophyceae, Prorocentrales, Prorocentraceae. The record is from the annotation of a GenBank genome assembly.